UCAGGAGGAUUAUUUUCCUAAAGCUGUUGCUGAAAUGACAGGACUGAGAUGGCUAAAAUUGAAUAGAACUAAUAUAGAUUGGAUACCAGAGGAAUUAUCUAGUCUCCAAAAAUUGGAGACACUAUCUUUAGUGAGGAAUAAUUUAGUAACUAUUCAUGGAGAAGUUUCAACUUUGCCAUGUCUACGAUAUUUCAACUGUCGGCAUAAUAAACUUAAAAAUUGUGGAAUUCCGUCUGACAUAUUUGAUUUGGAAGAUUUAGCAGUUAUUGAUUUCAGCCACAACCAGUUACGUGAUGUUCCACAUGAUUUAGAUCAUUCUAGAGGCUUACUUGUUCUCAAUUUAAGUUAUAACAAUAUUGAAUCUAUUCCCAACCAAUUAUUUGUCAGUUUAACAGAUUUACUUUAUUUAGAUCUAAGCAAUAAUAGAUUAGGCAAAUUUAAUUUACAGGAGACACUAUCUUUAGUGAGGAAUAAUUUAGUAACUAUUCAUGGAGAAGUUUCAACUUUGCCAUGUCUACGAUAUUUCAACUGUCGGCAUAAUAAACUUAAAAAUUGUGGAAUUCCGUCUGACAUAUUUGAUUUGGAAGAUUUAGCAGUUAUUGAUUUCAGCCACAACCAGUUACGUGAUGUUCCACAUGAUUUAGAUCAUUCUAGAGGCUUACUUGUUCUCAAUUUAAGUUAUAACAAUAUUGAAUCUAUUCCCAACCAAUUAUUUGUCAGUUUAACAGAUUUACUUUAUUUAGAUCUAAGCAAUAAUAGAUUAGAAACUCUUCCUCCCCAGAUGAGACGACUAGUCAAUUUGCAAACACUAAUACUUAAUAAUAAUCCUCUUGGACAUAAUCAAUUAAGGCAACUUCCAGCAUUAAUUUCUUUGCAGACAUUACAUAUGCGUAAUACUCAAAGAAAUCUUUCAAAUAUUCCAUGUACCUUAGAUAAUAUUACAAAUUUAUCAGAUGUGGAUUUUUCUCAAAAUGCUUUGCCUAGAAUCCCAGAUGCAUUAUAUACUUUGGUUAACUUAAAAAGACUUAAUUUAAGUGAUAAUUGUAUUACUGAAAUUUCUGCUGAAAUUGGAGAUAAUUGGAAAAAUUUAGAAACAUUAAAUUUGUCAAGAAAUAAAUUAACAGCUCUUCCUGCUACUUUAUGUAGGCUAACAAAACUAAGAAGAUUAUAUAUAAAUGACAAUAAUUUAGAUUUUGAAGGAAUACCAUCUGGAAUUGGUAAAUUGCACAAUCUUGAAGUAUUUAUGGCUGCAAAUAACAAUUUAGAAAUGAUUCCAGAAGGAGUUGUCAGAUGUGGUAGACUUAAGAAACUUGUACUCUCUCACAACCGACUGAUAACUUUACCAGAAGCAAUACAUCUACUGACUGAUUUAGAAGUUUUAGAUUUAAAGGACAAUCCUGACCUUAUUAUGCCUCCUAAACCUCAUGAACUAUUGAAAGGCAGUGGAAUGGAGUUUUAUAAUAUUGAUUUUUCACUGAAUAAUCAGUUGAGAUUAGCUGGUGCAGCUCCUGUUACUCCAGUAUCAACUCCCGCACAUAGCAAAGAUCCAAUUGCAAGAAAAAUGCGAUUAAGACGACGGAAAGAAGGCGAAGCAGAUAGUGACCAAGCCAAAAUAUUAAAAGGAAUGAGUGAUAUAGCUAAGGAUAAAAAUAAUGAUCAAAAUAAGGAUGAUGAUAAAAAUACAUCAUUAAAAAUAAGUGCACCACUUCUAUGGGAGUAUAACACUAAGAGUACUUUAGAUAAGAAAGCAUGUUCAGCAAUUCAUGCUGUCAAUUUACGAAAUUUCCUGGGUGCUCAAUGUCGUACAAUUAGAGAAGAACAAAAUGAAGAAAGUGAAGAAUUUUUGGAUUUAUUUGGAUCUGAAAUUACUUACAUUGAAGGUGGAAGAACUGCUAGUGGCUUCUACACAGUUGAGGAAGUUGAGUUUUUUGCUCAUAUGUAUAGACUUCAUUCUAUGAAUAGAUUGCUACAUUUAGAAAGUGUUCCAAUCAAAUUUAGUUCAUUGGAUCCAAGAUAUGUAUUCCUGUUAGAUACUGGGCCUAAUAUACAUAUUUGGUAUGGUAAAAGUUCAAAGAAUACACUAAAAUCUAAAGCAAGACUUCUAGCUGAAAAGAUAAAUAAAAAUGAAAGAAAGAAUCAAUCUAGUAUAUCUACUUCAGUACAAGGUCAGGAAUCAAUAGAAUUUUGGAAUGAAUUAGGUCUUAAAGAGCCACCAAAUCUUCCUCCUGAAGAACAUGUUCCUGAUGACUUUGUUCCAUUUGCUCCAAGGUUGUAUCAAGUUAAACUGGGAAUGGGAUAUUUGGAAUUACCACAAAUUGAACUUCGACAAAACAGAUUACUGUCUACAUUUCUUGAUACAAAACAUGUGUAUAUUCUUGAUUGUCAUACAGAUGUAUAUGUAUGGUUAGGUCAAAAAUCAACACGAUUAGUGAGGGCAGCAGCAUUAAAGUUAUCACAAGAAUUGUGUAGUAUGAUUCAAAGACCAGAACAUGCUGUAGUAACAAGAGUUCUUGAAGGUACUGAUCCACAAGUAUUCAAAUGCAAAUUUGAAGGCUGGGAUGAUGUAAUUGCAGUAGAUUUCACUCGUACAGCACAGUCAGUUGCCAGAACUGGAGCUGAUUUAAAAAGUCUAUUUUUAAGGAUGGUAACUCCCAAGAAACCCCAAAAAUGCUAA
This is a messenger RNA of Centruroides sculpturatus (bark scorpion), 2674 nucleotides long. Its product is annotated as protein flightless-1-like. The transcript is spliced from 23 exons. The coding region runs from base 35 to 2674 and encodes 879 amino acids. The record is from RefSeq and is a predicted model, not a curated record. Lineage: Eukaryota; Metazoa; Arthropoda; Arachnida; Scorpiones; Buthidae. Gene Ontology annotation, molecular function: actin filament binding.